CACAGGUCGCUUGGUGUGCUGCAUGGCCAAUUAGGAUCGUCUCGCGUUUUCAUUCUUCUGUUGACCGUCGCAACGGAAGCACGUGUUCUCUGACUUGUGCGUGUACUGUUUGGGGUUUUCGAUACGUACGAUAACUAAAAUUGAAAAGGUGGGUCAAUGUGAUUAUUUUAGUGACUUAUUUCUCAAAGCUUAAUCACGUCAGUUGAAUUAAGUCUAUUGAAAUCAAUUUUAAAUUCAAGUGAACAAGUGCGGGUGGAGUAACAGCAAAAAAAAAAUCUUCAUUUAUAUUCAGCUCGCUAGAGCUUUGUACGUGAUGGUACUGCAAAUUGAAAGAAAUUUCCGUCCACGACAGUACAUAGGUGUGCAAUACCGAAAAUAUAUCCAGUGAACAAGUGUACAUGGUGAUCCUACAUAUAUACAGUUCUAUGGCUACCCAUGCCGUAAACUUGGUUCGUGCAGGGGCGUGAUUUAAUUUCAUCGACCAUUCUUCGGCAUUGUCUGGAAAUAACAUUUCGAAAGCUCCUCUCCUAUCGAGUGACCCGACAACAAAGGCGUUGAGAAAAAAAAAUCACACUUCAAAGGCUCAGCCGACUUGGGAUUAUUUCAACGGUCUGGUCAAAGGUCGGCACUGAAUCGCGGGAAAGCCUCAACAACACCCAGUUCGUAACCUGUGAUCAACAAUUUGCAGAGUCGGUUCGUGCGUGUCGGAAAAACUGGCAAGCAAUCAAGGAAAUUGAAUCGACAUCAACUUGGGAUUAAAUCUGUUGGACACUUCAAACACCGACUGCAUCCAGCGAAGAUGAAUACGCUGUACCUCGUUUACGUGCCAUACUCGACAGCGUCGUCCAGUUCAGUUGAGUACGCACCUGCUGCUUCUGCUGGCUCGUUCGGUCAGUUCAGUACGCUCGAUUAUGCGGCCACCGUGGAAAUUGUUAGCGACAUUCUCCGGGCGGAGGGCCAGGGAGAGGCUGACCGGAGAAAGGAAAGCGAGCCCUCGUCCGGUGAUGGCCGGCUGCUGACACAUUCGGAGCAACAUUCUGCCAUGCUGGGGGAGGAAAAUAAAGUGAUGAAAAUUGCUCCCGGCAGAAAUGGUCACGCGGAUAUGCUGCUGUCGCAAAGCUGGAUUGCUCGGGAAGAGAUUCCAUCAACAUGCCCACAAUCUCCUGCAAGCGACGAAGGUCGAUCAGAAAGUUACGAGUCCUGCCAGUUCCACUACGACUCGCUAGAAUCAUUCUACCCUCAACUGGAUCGCGUAUCCAAAGUCAAUCCGGAUACCAUAAUCGAAGAUUCGUUGUCCUCCUCCGUUUCCUCCUCGGCAUCUUCUAGCAUCGAUGAAGGAAUAGGUCUCAGUGAUUAUUCCGUGGACGAACAGGAUACAAAUAACAACACCAACAGCGUCAACUGCAAAGGCGUCCAAAAUUGUCGGUCGGGGGACAUUAAUUCUGCUCUUAUCAAGAGUAAGAAAAAGCGGAAACCCGCCAGCAAUAAAUCAUAUCAAUGCGAAAUGUGCGAGGAAAGAUUCGAGAAGAAAAAAUUGCUCCGAGAACAUCUUGGCAAACGACAUCCGGGUCAGAACGCGAACCGAUGUGACAUCUGCGGCAAAACGUUCAAACUCCGUUCCAAUCUUAGGCAACACUCGAGGAUCCACACGGGCGAGCGGCCUUUCCGGUGCGACAUCUGCGGCAAGACUUUUGUCCAAGGGAGUGCGCUAACGGUCCACAAAGAACUACACAAGGAUCAAAAGGAAUACCAGUGUGAAGUUUGCAACAAAGAUUUCAAGUCCAAGUUUGCCUUCAAAAAGCAUGAGAAAGUGCACGAAGGGCUUCGUCCCUUUAUCUGUGAUGUAUGUGGGAAAUCGUUUACACAAUCCUGCAAUUUGAAAGCCCACCUCCAACUUCAUAGUGGGAACCAUGCCUUCAAAUGUGGCACGUGCUUCAAAACUUUCCGAUUCAAAUCGCACUACGAGGACCAUCUAAUGACUCACACCAAAGACAAAAAGUUCUCCUGCGAUAAAUGUGGCCGGACGUUUGCUUACAAGAACUCAUACCAAAGGCACAUGCUGCACAUCCACCGGGAGCAGGAAGAGCCGGAACAUCGCUGCACCGUUUGUGGCAAAACUUUCCUAAAACUAAGCCAUCUAACAUUCCACAAAAAGUCCCAACACAGUCCCAAUCCGUUAAUGUGCAAUAUUUGUGGCUUGGAGUUUGAGAAAGAAAGCACCUUUUUGAAACACCAGGAAACUGUGCACGGAUCCGAUUUGGGCCCUUUCAAGUGUGUCAUCUGUAGCGAAUCCUUCGAGGAAGAACGCGACCUGACGACACACUUUGAACUACACGAAGCCGACGAUUGUCCCUUCCAGUGUGGGAUGUGUGGAAUCCUAAACCUGAGUCAGGCCUAAUUAGGCAAAGCAAGCAGCAGGGAAAUAACCCUUUCCACUCUUCCCUCAAUAAAAGUCUCCACGAACCAAAACGAAACGUGUAGGAAUAUUCGGGCGAAUGUAUUCUUUAUGCAUUCCCAGAUAAGAAAACCUCGCACGUAGGAACGCAAAGAGACAAAACAGUGUUGUGAUAUGUGUAAAAUAUAAAUUAGAUCAAAAAGGCAAAACCUUUCUCUCCUGGAGAAGAAACAUCGUUAAGAUUAGGAUAAGAUUAUUUUUAAUUAUGCUUUCCCAAAAGAGGAUCCCUAGAUACACCCAAAAAAGUAUCCUCAAAACAGCUCUCGGGGCAAUAAUAAUUUCAUAAAUUAAAACUGCAAUAAAGAGAUCCAUAUUAGUCAUGUCUAUG
Messenger RNA from Uranotaenia lowii, 2783 nucleotides. Its product is annotated as zinc finger imprinted 3-like. Gene Ontology annotation, molecular function: RNA polymerase II cis-regulatory region sequence-specific DNA binding; DNA-binding transcription factor activity. Gene Ontology annotation, biological process: regulation of transcription by RNA polymerase II. The coding region runs from base 800 to 2398 and encodes 532 amino acids. The record is from RefSeq and is a predicted model, not a curated record. The transcript has 3 exons. NCBI's taxonomy places the organism in Eukaryota, Metazoa, Arthropoda, Insecta, Diptera, Culicidae.